Papaver somniferum (opium poppy) is the source of this 6577-nucleotide messenger RNA. Its product is annotated as protein TSS-like. The coding region runs from base 351 to 5885 and encodes 1844 amino acids. The transcript has 23 exons. Gene Ontology annotation, biological process: organelle organization. NCBI's taxonomy places the organism in Eukaryota, Viridiplantae, Streptophyta, Magnoliopsida, Ranunculales, Papaveraceae. Gene Ontology annotation, cellular component: cytoplasm. The record is from RefSeq and is a predicted model, not a curated record. Gene Ontology annotation, molecular function: protein binding.
CCACUAUUCCAUUCGCUUCUCCUUUCAUUCUCCUCCAUUCUCUUCCCCUUCCAGUACUACUUCAUCUUCUUGCUCCAACUACGUAACAAGAUAAUUCAUAUGAUGAUGAAUUCCGAUUUUCGGAUUUCCGGAUAAUGCGUCGCAGUUACUUCCUUCCAUUAUAAUUCGCCAUCAGCAACUAAAAAAAAACCCUGAACUCACAUAUAGCAAAACAAAACUUAUCUCUGUACUGAAUUUUAAUUCAUCAAGAUUUCGUAUUAAUUAAGAUAAAUUUCAAGAUUCUGUAUUAAUUGAGAUAAUCUCAUCACAAUUUAGAAGCGUAUAUCAAUAUCAAUCAAUAUUGAUGAGAAAUGGCUCCAAAGAAUGGAAAAUCGAAACCUCACAAAUCUAAAGGAGACAAGAAGAAAAAGGAAGAGAAAGUUUUGCCUAGUGUGUUGGACAUUACUGUUGAGACUCCAGAUUAUUCUCUGCUCACACUUAAGGGAAUAUCAACGGACAAGAUUUUAGAUGUGAAGAAACUUUUAACGGUUAAUGUGGAAACAUGUCAUCUUACAAAUUACUCCUUGUCUCACGAGGUACGAGGGAAUAGACUGAAAGACAGUGUCGAGAUCAUCUCCUUAAAACCUCCUCAACUAUCCAUCGUAGAAGAGGAAUACACAGAAGAACUUGCGAUCGAUAAUGUCCGGCGUCUUUUAGACAUUGUAGCCUGCACAACUUCUUUUACUUCUUCGUCAAGAACGAAUCAAAGAGAUGAACAAUCCAAUUCAAUUUCUUCUAACAAUGGAGAUGAAUCAACUACUGCUGCUGUUAUCAGUGACAAGAUUGGAGGAGGAAGUGAAGCUGCUUUGUCAAGUCCAAAACCAGGAUCAAAAAAAUCAAAUAAAGAUGGAAGAAAACCAGUAUCCGCUUCAAUGGCUGUUGAUGCAGCUAAAGAAGCGAUGGAAAAUGGAGAAAUCGCAUCACCGCCACCAAAGCUUGCUCAAUUCUAUGAUUUCUUCUCGUUUUCUCACCUUACUCCUCCAAUUCAAUAUAUUCGGAAAUCGUCACGGCCGUUCCUUGAUGAUAAAACGGACGACGAUUUUUUCCAAAUCGAUGUUCGAGUGUGCAGUGGGAAGCCAGUAACUAUUGUUGCAUCUCGCAAAGGGUUUUACCCUUCUGGGAAAAAGCUAUUAUGUAGUCCUACUCUUGUCAAUUUGUUACAGCAGCUAAGCCGCAAUUUUGAUGCCGCAUACAAGUCACUCAUGAAAGCUUUUAUAGAGCACAAUAAGUUUGGGAAUCUUCCGUAUGGUUUUCGUGCAAACACAUGGCUUGUACCUCCUGUUGUUGCUGAUGACCCUUCUACUUUCCCCCCACUUCCUGUGGAGGAUGAAAGUUGGGGAGGAAAUGGGGGUGGUCAAGGAAGAGAUGGGAAACAUGGUGAUAGGCAAUGGGCAAAAGAAUUCUCAAUUCUUGCUGCUAUGCCUUGCAAAACACCAGAGGAGAGGCAAAUCCGUGAUCGGAAGGCUUUUUUGCUACAUAGUCUAUUUGUCGACGUUUCAGUUUAUAAAGCUGUCAUAUCAAUCCAACAUGUAAUCAAUAACAGUCAAUUGGCUCAAGAUUGUUCAAUUUUGCACGAGGAACAAGUUGGGGAUAUUAAGAUUAGAAUAACAAGAGACAACCCUGUUGUAAGUGGAAAGUUAGAUGGUAAGAAUGAUGGAAGUCAGACUCUCGGAAUUUCACCGAAGGAUCUUUCUCAGAGGAGUUUGCUUAAAGGGAUAACUGCAGAUGAAAGUGCUACAGUUCAUGAUACUGCUACUUUAGGUGUUGUAGUAGUUAGACACUGUGGAUACACAGCGGUCGUGAAAGUUCCCGUCGAGGAUAACUUGGGUUCAAGCCUUGGUUCCCAGGAUAUUGACAUCAUGGAUCAACCAAUGGGAGGUGCUAAUGCAUUAAAUGUUAAUAGUUUGCGGAUGUUAUUGCAUAAAUCAUCGACACCUCAAGCAUCUACUGGAGUUCAACGCUCACAGAAUGCUGAUGUUGAAGACUUACAUGCUGCUAGAUCUAUAGUUAGGAAAGUGUUAGCGGAAAGUCUGGAAAAACUGGAAGGAGAAACCACAGAACAAAGGACAUCAAUAAGAUGGGAGUUAGGAGCAUGUUGGUUACAACACUUACAAAAUCAAGCUUCAGGGAAUACUGAAUCUAAAAAAACUGAGGAAGUGAAAGCUGAGACAGCUGUCAAGGGUCUUGGUAAGCAAGGUGGAUUGCUAAAGGAAAUUAAGAAGAAAACAGAUGACAAGAGCAACAAAAUGGAACAUGAAAUUAUUUCUAAUGGUUGUGAUAUGAGCAAUUUAGAAACUUCUGAAAAAGAAACUUUGCUGAAGAAACUUCUACCCGAAGAAGAUUUUUUGCGUUUGAAGGAAUCAGAAACCGGACUCCAUCUUAAGUCUCCGGAUGAGUUGAUCGAGAUGGCACAUAAUUACUACAAUGAUACUGCAAUCCCCAAACUGGUAGCAGAUUUUGGGUCUCUUGAACUUUCUCCAGUUGACGGAAGGACGUUGACAGAUUUUAUGCAUACUAGAGGCUUGCAAAUGUAUUCCUUGGGACGCGUGGUUGAACUCGCGGACAAGCUCCCUCAUGUCCAGUCACUUUGUAUACAUGAAAUGAUUGUUCGAGCUUUUAAGCACAUCCUACGAGCAGUUGUUGCAGCAGUUCCUAACAUUGCCGACGUGGCUCGGUUAAUUACAUCAUGCUUGAACAUCUUGCUUGGAACACCUUCUGCCGAAAAUCCUGAUGCUCAGAGUACUACUGAUGAUGACCUAAAAUGGAAGUGGGUUGAAACCUUCCUUCUGAAGAGGUUUGGCUGGAAAUGGAGCCGUGAAAAUUCCACGGAAUUGAGAAAGUUUGCCAUUCUUCGAGGGCUUUGCCACAAGGUUGGUCUUGAGCUUGUUCCUAGGGAUUAUGAUGUGGAUAGUCAGUUUCCUUUCAAAGAAUCAGAUAUUGCUAGCAUGGUCCCUGUGUAUAAGCAUGUAGCAUGCUCAUCCGCAGAUGGGCGUACCCUUUUGGAAUCAUCCAAGACUUCUCUUGAUAAAGGAAAACUGGAAGAUGCUGUAAAUUUCGGAACCAAGGCACUCUCGAAGCUUGUUGCUGUAUGCGGUCCUUACCACCGAAUGACUGCUGGAGCAUACAGUCUUUUGGCUGUAGUCCUGUACCACACUGGUGACUUUAACCAGGCAACCAUAUACCAACAGAAGGCCUUGGAUAUAAAUGAGAGAGAAUUGGGUCUCGACCAUCCCGAUACAAUGAAAAGUUACGGCGAUCUUGCUGUUUUUUACUACCGCCUUCAACACACUGAAUUGGCUUUGAAAUAUGUGAAUCGGGCAUUAUAUCUUUUACAUUUAACUUGUGGACCUUCGCAUCCAAAUACUGCUGCCACUUACAUCAAUGUGGCCAUGAUGGAAGAAGGUUUAGGAAACGUCCAUGUUGCACUCAGAUACCUGCACGAGGCUCUCAAGUGUAACCAAAGACUGCUUGGAGCUGAUCAUAUACAGACUGCCGCAAGUUACCAUGCGAUUGCUAUUGCUCUUUCUUUAAUGGAAGCGUACUCUUUAAGCGUUCAGCAUGAGCAGACCACUCUACAAAUUCUGCAAGCGAAACUUGGAAAAGAGGAUCUCCGUACGCAGGAUGCUGCUGCGUGGCUUGAGUACUUUGAGUCUAAGGCCAUAGAGCAGCAGGAAGCUGCACGCAACGGUACUCCAAAGCCAGAUACCUCAAUUGCUAGUAAAGGCCAUUUGAGUGUAUCAGACCUUCUUGAUUAUAUAAAUCCUGAUGCGGAUCGAAGGGUCAGUCAAAAGAAGCAAGCCCAAGCAAAGAUUAAAGGUAAACCAGGUCAGAACCAGUUGGAAACAGUUACAGACAAUGAUGGAACUCUAUCUCCAACAUACCCUGUGACGGAGACUUCAAGUGAUAAAGAAAACAAAACUGAUGCCCUAUCCGAAGAGAAGAAAGUUGAAAAACCUAUUGUCAGUAUAGUAGAUGUACCCUAUUUAAGCCUACAACAAGAUAUCUCAGCCCAAGAUGACACCUCCACUGAAGGUGGAUGGCAAGAAGCUGUUCCAAAAGGUCGUUCUGUUGCUGGUCGUAAGCCUUCUGGAUCAAGGAGACCAAGCCUAGCAAAGCUCAACACCAAUUCCAUGAACAUCCCAGAAUCUGCAAGACUCAGAGGAAAACCUACCAACUUUCCAUCUCAAAGAACAUCUCCUAAUGAGUCUGCUGGUGCAUCUGCAUCUUCUCCUCCUAUUUUAGCUCCGAAGAAGUUAGUGAAGAGUUCUGAUUCCGUUCAGAAGACUAGUAUGGCUGGCACUGUAGUAAGUGAGGCGGAAAAAUCAGAUACUUCGAAGUUAGUGUUGACUAGUACUCCAGUCGUUCAAUCUGUGAAAGUCAGUCCUCUGACAAGCCCAGUUAAUGUUCAAUCUGCUGGGAAACUCUUGUCCUAUAAAGAAGUAGCUCUAGCUCCGCCUGGGACGAUAGUCAAAGCGGUGGUGGAGCAACAGUCUAUUUCCAUCACAAAAUCAAUUAAUAUUGGUGAGAAAGAUGAGAAGGAAGGGGAUAAGAAGGUUCAAAGUCUAAGUGAAGUAAAACCAGAGCCUUCAGUUUCUUCCAAGGAAAUAAAGGUUCCCAUAAUUGGUGAUAAUGAUAAGGAAGGGAAGAGUAAUGUGAUUGAAAGUUCUCCAAAAAUAAAAAAUGAUGUCUCAGAGGAAAAGGAAAUGGAUUCCAAGGAAGUUGUAGGUUCGAAGCUUGAGGGUUCUGAAUCACCAAAGAAUUCAGUUUCAGACACAAUUCCAUUGGAGGUAAAGUCUAAUAAAGAAGAUGGCACCAACGUCAAGGAAAAGGUGGCAGGGGAAGGUGAAGGAAGCGUGCUCAGUCUGCCAGAUGGGGGUGAAAAUGUGAAGUCCUUGGCCGUGGAAGGAGAAAAGCAGGAGGAAAGUGAAGCUCGGAAAGAGAUGAACAAGAAACUUUCUGCUGCUGCACCUCCGUUCAACCCAACUAUGAUUCCUGUUUUUGGUACCAUUCCAGCACCAGCAUACAAAGAUCUUGGAGGAAUUUUGCCCCCACCCGUCAAUAUUCCCCCAAUGAUGACUGUUAAUCCUAUACGUAAAUCUCCACAUCAAUCAGCAACAACAAGGGUUCCAUACGGUCCACGGCUGUCAGGUGGUUAUCGAUCUGGAAAUAGGAUCCCGCGGGGCAAGUCUAGUUACCAGAAUGGUGAAAAUGCAACUGGAGAUGGCACUCACUUCAGCACGCCAAGAAUCAUAAUGAAUCCACAUGCAGCUGAGUUUGUGCCUGGCCAAGCAUGGGUUUCAAAUGGUUUCCCGGUUUCUCCAAAUGAUUCUUUGGAAAGUGCUCCAAUGUCUCCUAACGACUUUCCGGAGUCACCAAAUGGUAUUCUGUUAGUUCCAAAUGAUGUUCCAGCAUCGCCUGGUAAUUCACCAGCUUGUCCAAAUGGUAUACUAGCUUCUCCACCAGUUACCCCUACGGAAGUUGUUGUAGACAAGAUACAAACUGCAGUGGCAGAGAUGAGUAGCAAUGAAAAGCUUGCAACAGACGGGAAGGAAGAUGAUCAACCACAGAAAGAUGAGGAGAUAAAACUAGAAGUAACCCACUCUUCUGUGGAAAGUCAACAGACGGAUACUCCCAGUGUGGAACAAAUCCCAACAGAUUCAGUUGUUGUUGCUAAACAUCUCGUCGUAGCAACAAACGGAACUAGCAAGAAUUUGGCUGUCGAUAAAGAUGGAAAGUCGAAGAAAUGUUGGGGAGACUACAGUGAUAGUGAGGCUGAGGUUGCUGAUGCUGCUGAGGUAGAUAAAUGCAGCGAGAAAGAAGCUGAAGUCAGUGAUACAAAGAGUUGAAAUGAGGAUAAUAACUUUUCUUUCCAGAGAACUAAUCGCUCAUGUUACGGUUAAGCCUGCAGAGAGUAACAGAGAAGCGGUAAGGGAUUAAAACUGGGGUAAUUAGACAAUUUGCGAAAUACUCAGCAUCUUCGGUUGCUCUGCCAAAGUGUCCUUAGCAGCUGCUGAUCGUGUCUGUGAAGAUGCAAAAGUAUCAGUUCUUGUUACCACUAACUUUUGUAGCAUCUGAUAACAAAGGAAAUAAGUCCAGUUUGUUAAAGAAUCUGCUGGUAGAGAAAGAUGAUUUUACUGAUGGUUGAUGGAGAUAGAGAGAAAUGGAGCCCCCUUUCAAUACCUUAUCCGGUAUGUCAGAUUCUUCACUUUCUUCUUUGCAUUUUUAGUUCCUGUCGGGAUUAUCCAAGUAAACAAUAAACAAUAUUUUUCAUCAGUAUUAUUGGUUUAUUAGAUUUGAGCUAGAAUCUUUGUGAAUGUAUUCUUGACAUAUCAUCAGGUGGUCGUUUUUCUUAGAGUAAUAAAAGUGCCAUUUAAUGAUAAUGCUGCACUUGAUUAUUGGCAAUGCCAGAAGAGUGGGCCUUCAUGUCAAAACUCAUGGCAGUGAUUCCAGUGAAUCAAGUGCCUGUCAAAUAUGUUGGCCGAGUGCCCUCUGUGUUUAUCUGAUAUGAACAUUAGUCCUACAUCCUUGAAUUUUACAA